AUGCGCCUGAUCAACACCAAGACGCUCAAGCUAGAGGAAUUCUCAGAAGGCAGCAUUCCUCCGUAUGCGAUCCUUUCGCAUACUUGGGGAAACGAUGCAGAAGAGCUCUCGUUUCGUGAAGUCGAAAAUGGGAUAAUUGAUAAACCAGGCGUUGUUGUCCGAAAUGGGACGACGGACAAGCUAGCAGUUGGAUCGACCAAGCUCCGAGGAUGUUGUCAACAAGCCGUGGAAGACGGCCUUGGAUAUGCCUGGAUCGACACCUGCUGCAUUGACAAAACCAACUUAGUGGAGCUCAGCGAGGCCAUCAACUCCAUGUUCCGAUGGUACAACCGCGCGACUGUCUGCUAUGCCUACUUGUCUGACGUCCCCAACGGCGAUGACCCCCCGAAGCCCGAGUCGAAAUUCCGAUCAAGCCGUUGGUUCCAGAGAGGAUGGACUUUGCAAGAGCUUCUUGCGCCAAAGCACUUGCGGUUCUAUAAUGUAAAAUGGCGGUACAUAGGCACCAAGGGAACUAUAAGCAAUGUGAUUAAAGACAUUACUCAUGUGCCCCGGCAAUUCCUGUUGGGUAUUUCCAGGCUGCACACUGCAAGCGUUGCGCAGCGCAUGUCAUGGGCCGCAGGAAGAGAAACAAAAAGGGCAGAAGACCUCGCAUAUUGUCUACUGGGUAUAUUUGGUAUAUCAAUGCCAAUGAUCUACGGAGAGGGUGGUGAGCAGGCCUUCUUCCGGCUACAGGAACAGAUUAUGAAGACGACGAGAGAUGAUUCUAUCCUCGCCUGGGACCUUGACGACAAAUUCUACGCGUCUCAUCCCCGAGACCGAGACGGAGGCGUACUGGCACCUGAUCCGUCGCAUUUUGCAAAUUCUGGCCAGAUCAUCGCUCGGCAGCACGCUGACAAUCCGCUUCACUCGCUCGACAUGGUUGGCGGUAGCCUUCGUAUUCAUCUGCCGCUGCUUACGACAGCCUCUGGUCAGAUAUUUGGAUUGCUAAACUGCGGACCUGCUCUGAAUCCUCACAAAAUCGUCAGUAUUCCUCUUGCAAGAGCAACACCGGUUGCAUCUAAUGAAUAUGUCCGGCCCAGGAGAGUGCCUUCAGUGCUGCGGACGGUGGCCGCGUCGCGUCCUCCACCCGAGCUUGUCCACAUCAAGAAAGAUGGCCAGAACGAUGCAUUCAUAAAGACUAAUAAAAAGCAUUGGCUUUAUGAAGAGGAUUUGUUUGCUCAAAUCGACCUGACCUUGGUUGACGUAGAGCCUACAUCUUGCUGGGAUACGCAAACAAACUUGAUUUCUCCGCUAAAUUCCGAUGACUCUUCAAGUCUCAUCUUCCUGCGAUUCCGCCAUGCUAAAGCUGGAUCUCAAGAUUUUGUCACAAUACUGGAAAGGUCGCAGUUGGAACUUGACACCGAUCCUCAGCUCGCCACUGUGAUAUGCAGCACUGUGACAUGCAGCAGAAACUCGCCACUGCAAGAGGUGGCCGAAGAUCUUCGGCUACGACUUGCAUCUCCGGAGGCAACCGGAAAACAAAGUGCUAGGAAUGAAGUACUUCAAUUACGCAUCAAAUCGGAGCCUGCUGAAGGCGGCAUAAUAUCUAUCAAACCGGAAGCCAUUCUUUUUCAGGCUGAUGCCACCGUUCAUACAUUUGAGAAUGCAGAUCUGAUUCUGGACUUGAAACGGCUCAUCAGAGAAAGAAGAGAAAUAAUUUCGCAGAGAGAUGGGUUGAGAAUCAGAUCAGAAGCCUAUAGCGACCAUGUACGGCUAGCCGGAGAAGAGCGAGACAAGGUAGAACGACAAAUAAAGGAACUCGAGGGAAUGAAGAGGAGACUCGUCGAACAAGUAGAGGAUAGCGCUCGAGAGCUGCACUACCUUGGACAGGAACAAACAAAACUCGAGGAGAGGCAAGAUUACUUAUCCAAUCAGAUGUCACUCGCAUAUACCCAACUGGACAAACUGAAUGACGAAGAUAAAUACCAAGUUGGCUACGCGCUGUCUCAAGAGGUCGUCGGAAAUAACGAUGUCGAGGUGAUUGAGCACAUAGUUGCCACGAUCUCUGAGGCAACGGCCAUGCUGAUUGCGGCGUCGAACAAGAGAGACGUCGACACGGUUCGGCGGCUUCUUACAAUCGGAGUUGAGCCCGACGGCAAGGAUGGCCAGUUUGGUCGGACGGCGCUCAGCUGGGCGAGUGAAAACGGCUCCGAGUCCAUCGUGCGGCUGCUUCUCGACACGGGCAAGGUGGACGUCAACUCCCAGGAUAACAAUGGCCGGUCGCCCCUGCAGUGGGCCUCCGAGAAGAAGUUUGAUGAUAUUGCACGACUGCUACUGGCCAACGGCGCCAAGAUGGAUUGCCAACGGACGCUCCUUGCUCAUGAGAGAAGCGUUUAUUCAGUGGCUCUCUCGCAUGACUCAAAGCUGAUAGUCUCAGGGUCAUGGAUGGCCAUUAAGAUAUGGGAUACUGCCACAGGCGAAUGCUGCCAGACGAUGCAAGGCCAUAAAAGAGGCGUGAAUUCUGUGGCCUUCUCUCAUGAUUCAAAGCUUAUAGCAUCAGGAUCGGAUGAUUGUACCAUCAAGGUCUGGGAUGCUGCAACAGGCCAAUGCUACCAAACGCUGAAGGGACAUGCGAUGCAAAUUAAUUCAGUGGCUUUCUCUCACGAUUCAAAUCUCAUUGUAUCAGGGUCAGACGACGACACCAUGAUGCUCUGGGACAGCGCUACAGGCCAACGUUUACACGUAUUAUAUGAUCAGUAUAGGGAUCACUUCUCGUCAGUUGCCUUCUCUCAUAAUUCAAAAUACAUAGUUUCCGGAUAUGAUAGCGGGCGUGCCAUACUCUGGGAUAGCAUCACCGGAGAAGUCGUACAGACACUCGAGGCCCACCACGACUACAUCGAGUCAGUUGCCUUUUCCCAUGACUCAAAAUUCAUCAUCUCCGGGUCCAAUGAUAAAACCAUCAAAAUCUGGGACAGUACGACUGGGAAGUGCCAACAAACACUGCAUGGCCACUUGAAUUGCGUUAACGCAGUUGUCUUCUCGCACGACUCGAAAUUUAUAGCAUCAGGAUCACAAGAUGGAACCAUCAAGCUCUGGGAUAGCGUGACAGGGAAAUGCCAACAGACACUAGACAACUGCGAAGCCCGCAUUUACUCGAUCGCAUUCUCACACGAUUCAAAAAUUUUAGUAUCGGGAUCGGAGGGUGGGAUCAUCAAGAUCUGGGACACUUCGAUAUGGUUCAGCCAUCGUGUCGGGAAUCAAGAAGACGGGAAAUGCCCUGAACUCACAACCAGGAGAGAGGGAAAAGAAACCAAAAAACAUGGGUAUUGUUUCCAAACAUCCACGAAACCAGACGUGUCCGUCUCUGUACAACUGACAACGAGAAACUAG
This is a messenger RNA of Trichoderma breve, 3369 nucleotides long. Its product is annotated as WD domain, g-beta repeat domain-containing protein. Gene Ontology annotation, molecular function: protein binding. Lineage: Eukaryota; Fungi; Ascomycota; Sordariomycetes; Hypocreales; Hypocreaceae. The record is from RefSeq and is a predicted model, not a curated record. The coding region runs from base 1 to 3369 and encodes 1122 amino acids. The transcript has a single exon.